AUGGAAGCGCGCGUGGGGGGGAGGGUAUCUGGUCACGGUGGUGUGCGCGCCAGUGGGGGUCCAGCCAAGGAGGCGCGCGCGGGGAGGUGGUUUUGGCCAUGGAGGCACGCGCGCGUGAGGGGGUGGGGUCUAGUCGUGGAGGCUUGUGCGUGCAGGGUGGUCCGGCCGCGGAGGAGUGUGCAGGGAGGGGGUUCCGGCCGUAGAGGCACGCCUGCGAGGGGGUUGGCUGUUGAGGCUUAUGCGCGAGGGUGGUUCAGUCGCAGAGGCGCUCACGCGGGUGGGGGGCUGUCUGGCUAUGGAGGCUUGCGCGCAGGGGUGGUCCAGACGCGAAGCCGAAGUUCAGUGCAAAGGGGGUCUGGUCGGGGGAGAUGCGGGCGACUGAAGGGUCUCGAUGGACGUGCACGUGCUGGUGGUGGUUUGGACGGCGAAGCCGCGCGCCAGUGGGGGUUUGGUCGGUGGAGACGCGCACGUGCUAGAGGAGGUCUCGACGGAGACGCGCGUGCGACGGAAGGGGUCUGGUCAGUGGUGUCGCUCACGCUAGAAAGGGUCUGGUCGGCAGAGCCGCGCGCGUCAAUGGGGGUCUAG
This is a messenger RNA of Cajanus cajan (pigeon pea), 585 nucleotides long. The record is from RefSeq and is a predicted model, not a curated record. NCBI's taxonomy places the organism in Eukaryota, Viridiplantae, Streptophyta, Magnoliopsida, Fabales, Fabaceae.